Messenger RNA from Tarenaya hassleriana, 1523 nucleotides. Its product is annotated as arogenate dehydratase/prephenate dehydratase 6, chloroplastic. Gene Ontology annotation, biological process: L-phenylalanine biosynthetic process. The coding region runs from base 92 to 1390 and encodes 432 amino acids. The transcript has a single exon. Gene Ontology annotation, cellular component: chloroplast; cytoplasm. Gene Ontology annotation, molecular function: prephenate dehydratase activity; arogenate dehydratase activity. The record is from RefSeq and is a predicted model, not a curated record. Lineage: Eukaryota; Viridiplantae; Streptophyta; Magnoliopsida; Brassicales; Cleomaceae.
GAUCCACCAACCACAUUUUCAGUUCUUUGUUUUUCCCUCCCUCCCUCAAUCUCUCUCUCUCUCUCUCUCUCUCUCUCUCUCUCUCUAUGGCAUGAGAGCUGUUUCGCCGUCGUCUCCACACAACCUUAAUUCAAUGCACGGAACUGCUCCGGCGACGGCGAGGAUGGAGCGGUCGAGUCAUGCCGUACACUACGCCCAGAGAUCCGACAGUUGGACCAUUCCUAACGGUGUUGGUUCAGCUCGAGCCGAUUGGCAGAGCUCGUGUGCGAUUCUCUCGAGCAAGGUCGUUUCUCAGGAUCAAUCAGAAUCAGCGCCGGAGGCGCCACCACUCUCCGGCAAAAUCGAUCCCGUUGUCACCGUGAAUGGCCACAACAGCUCCGCCGCACCUGUCAUCGGACUGAAUCUGGUCCCGAUCGAGAAUUCCGAUGCCAAAUCGCUGACCCCGUUGCAGAAGCCAUUGAGUAUUACGGAUCUGUCGCCAGCGCCGAUGCACGGAUCUAGGCUCCGCGUUGCGUACCAAGGCGUUCCUGGCGCCUAUUCAGAGGCCGCCGCCGGUAAGGCUUACCCAAACUGCGAACCGAUUCCUUGCGACCAAUUCGAGGUCGCGUUUCAGGCGGUGGAGCUUUGGAUCGCAGAUCGAGCGGUUUUACCGGUAGAAAACUCGCUCGGCGGUUCGAUCCACCGGAACUACGACCUCCUCCUCCGCCACCGUCUCCACAUCGUCGGCGAAGUCCAGCUCCCUGUCCAUCACUGCCUCAUGGCCCUCCCCGGCGUUCGCAAGGAGUUCCUCACGCGGGUGAUCUCCCACCCACAGGCACUCGCCCAGUGCGAGCACACGAUCACGAAGCUCGGCCUCAACGUGGCGCGUGAAGCCGUCGACGACACCGCCGGAGCCGCCGAGUUUAUCGCCGCCAAUAAACUCCGAGAUACCGCCGCGAUUGCGAGCGCACGCGCAGGCGAGAUCUACGGGCUCGAGAUCCUGGAGGACGGGAUCCAGGAUGACGCUAGUAACGUGACGCGCUUCGUGAUGCUGGCGCGUGAGCCGAUCAUACCAAGGACGGACCGGCCAUUCAAGACGAGCAUAGUCUUCGCGCACGAGAGAGGGACGAGUGUUCUGUUCAAGGUGCUUUCUGCGUUUGCGUUUAGGAACAUAAGCUUGACGAAGAUCGAAUCGCGGCCGAAUCACAACCGCCCGAUUAGGCUGGUGGACGACGUGAACGUGGGGACGGCGAAACACUUCGAGUACAUGUUCUACAUCGACUUCGAGGCUUCAAUGGCGGAGACGCGUGCUCAGAACGCGCUUGCUGAGGUUCAAGAGUUCACGUCCUUCUUGCGGGUUCUUGGGAGUUAUCCCAUGGACAUGACUCCUUGGUCACCAUCAUCAUCGUAAGACAUCGUGCUAAGACGCACAGUAAUUGAGAUUCAAAUUUGGAGAAGGAAAAUUAAAAUUUAUUUAUCCUAUAUUAAAAGCCUUGGAUCCUCAGUUUGAUUUAAUUUAUAAUUUAUUUUGUUGUGGUUUUUAA